AUGAGAUACUUCCCUAUAAUUACUCUGAUAAGCAAGACAAUCUCUUGCUUAGCACAAGAACAAGGCAAAGUUAAUGUAGUUACAAUGGACUGUAUACAGAACUUAUCAGACCCAUCAUCAGUCUGUGAGAGAGUAGGUAUGCAACCAUUUAUGCUCAGGGCACAGGACAUGAACCUUGUACUGGCAUCCAUGCGAUCAGCAGGUGUAACAAAAGCACACGUAGCCGGAUGGAAUGGUGAGAAGAUCAACAUGGUGAUAGGCACAAGUGCAGGGGAUGUAACCCCAAUGGAUUACAGUAACAAGACAAACAGUGUCUUAUGCAUAUCCACAGGCACAUCAUGCCCACCCACACCAGCACCAGCACCAGCACCCACUCCAGCACCUGUCUGUCCUGCACCUGCACCCACUCCAGCACCUGUCUGUCCUGCACCUGCCCCUGUGUGUCCUGCACCUACCCCUGUGCCAUCACCAUCUGAGUGCUGUAAAUCACCAAAUGUUGAGAUUAAGGAUAACCGUGGUUGUGCAAUUGCAUGCUGUAAACCAUCCAAGUGUGAAGUGAAGAAGCGAGUGUCCCCAUGCGACUCUCCCUGCGUUAAGAAUUAUCCACAUAAGAAAGUGUUCAUUAUUGAUGAGCUAACCCUGUUCUGUGGUCCAUUUAUAAGGGUAAUUGAGACCAAGUGCAAGCCAUUCAGUCGUGAUACUAUAUGGACAUUCUCUAAGAUGUUCCCAAUUAGUUCCAGCUUAUUCGGUAUACCAACUAUACUUAAACAGCCUGUCGUGUUACAUAAGGCACUUACUGAGGCCCGUAGUAAAUUCAGUGUGUGCGGGUGUGUGUGUCUAUUCAUUGACCACUUCAAUAACAUAUACGUAUCUGUGGGUGAGGAGUACUACUUAGUCACUCCCACUACGCCGUGCAGUCCCUUCCCAUGGGGACCAAUGCCACGGCGGCCAUUCCCUGGGUAUCCCAUGUUCCCAGUGAUGCCAUGUGGUCCAAUUGGGUGUCCACCCAUGCCACAGUACCGGGACUGUUCACCGUGUGCUCUUCCUGUACGUGCUGGUCAGGAGAACUCUUGUGAGAAACCUUCUAUGUUUACGUUCUGCAAGGUAUCGUGUGAGUAUAUGUUCCAAGUGAGAAGGAGAGGGUUAUAUGCUGUUCUUUUCUCUAGAAACCUUGGUCUAUACUAGAUCAGCACAUUUGUAAUAAAGUGAA
Nematocida parisii ERTm1 is the source of this 1210-nucleotide messenger RNA. RefSeq lists its product as uncharacterized. The transcript has a single exon. The record is from RefSeq and is a predicted model, not a curated record. The coding region runs from base 1 to 1185 and encodes 394 amino acids. NCBI's taxonomy places the organism in Eukaryota, Fungi, Microsporidia.